AUGAAAACAACGUCUGGAUCAAUAUCUGUUCAUUCCAAGGAAGCCCUUGAAGUAGAGUUCUUACUGAUGAGUUUACUUCCUGAUACGGGAACUUCUCUCUAUAUAGAUAGGUCUUUCCCUCUAUUGAGGAGGUCGAGUCGAAGGAAUAUAGUUUUUCGCGAUGAAGCUAAUGCCACUUCUAGCCCCAUCAGAGCUAGCAGCUCGAGCAUCCGAGCAAGUUUUACUUGCCCCACGUGCAUUCUAUCCUUUCCAUCAGCACCUUCUGUCCAUAACACUAGCAUUCACCUUCCUUCUGCCUCUGAGGCUUCCAAGCGCAGUUCUUUAUUUAGGUACCCGCUACCUGCUUUCUUUUUGAUCUUGCGCCCACGGCUGGGUACACGUAACAUCAAGCCAAUAUCGAUGAAAGAGCAUAACCUACUUCGAUUCCUUACGUGCGAUAAGGGGGACUUUCUUUCUAUAGAAAAAGCGCUUUCAAUUCGCAACCAUUUAUAA
Molecule: messenger RNA, 492 nt
Organism: Capsicum annuum
Lineage: Eukaryota; Viridiplantae; Streptophyta; Magnoliopsida; Solanales; Solanaceae
Source: the annotation of a RefSeq genome assembly